UCCCCUGGGGCAAAAGUUUCUUCGAUCGCAUCGGCAUUACCGAGGCACAUGAUGGCAACUGGCGAAUUGGAGCCUGUGAUCCAAGCAAAGCGUCCGUCGGCCAACACCGUCGCGCCGCCAGCUGAGGAGCUAACGGUGCUUCCGUCUCCUCCCGUGCACCCCAAAGUGAACGAUGACGAUGAGCCUCCUUCGCCCGUAGCGGCUCCUCGACCUGUUUUGGAUGCUGCAACCCUGUCGUACAGGUCGACGCGAAAGGAGUUGAUCAGCGUCUUUGUCGCGUGCACAAAUCUAAACCUGCCGCAACUGCCGCAGACGUUCUUCCAGUCCAUCUUCAAGGGCAAGACACCUGACUCCAACCUUCCAGAGAUUCGUGUGGAAGUGGACAUCAAGCCCACUAGCGACGCCAACAAAUCGUCAUCGGUGUUUCAUAACACGACAGAAGCACUGCGCGUGAGGAAUCCGUCGUUCUCCAUGGGCCUCACGAUCCCCGUCCCGAUCUCAAAGGCCAAUUCCGAGGAAUACCAUUUGUAUUUCCGCGUCGUCCAGACAGACGUGGGCAUGGAGAAAACGGUGGCAACUACUGAAAUGAUGUGUGGUGUCCUUCUCGAAAGCUUCAAACAGGGCUCUCCCGUCGUCCACCUGCCGCUGCUUACCAAUGCGUCCCACGAGGCCAUCCUCAGUCUAACGUUGGCACGAGUGUUUCCCAUAAAGCACAACGUGUUGCCUACACAAAACAUGCUCAUGCACAUGUACUCGUUCGACGAGCCCAAGCGCAAGGACCCCUCCUCUCAUCUUGUCGCGGAGAAAACGCCAUUGCUUGCGUCCGAGGAGCUCGUCGAAGUGGGGUACGUGACGUCACUGCCACCCAUCUUUCUCCAGCAAUGCACCGACGAAAUGGUGGCCGCCCAUCGUCUGUGGAGCGUGCGAUACGCAAACGCGCGAAAGUCGGCGCUCUUGUUCGAGUCGCCCGACGAAGCUCUUGCGAACGGCUGCGACGUUUAUGCCGUCGAGGUUAUUUCGGGCAAGGGCCUCACGCUGCCCGCCGAGUUGAACCUCCAGCCCGCGCCGGCGGCCCCCGUGACGCCCACACAUCGUACCAUUUCUGCAAACAGCAGCAGCGGCACGCGCAGCCGAUCGUCGUCGAAUGCAUCCAAGGAAUCGACCAAGCAACCCGUCGUGACGUGCAACCCGUUCGUCGCUGUCAAGUUCAAAGAAACCACCAAGGGCAAACGGCCUGUCGAAGUGACCGAGGGCAGAACGAGCGUUGAAAAGAACACGAGCGAGCCGCACUGGGGCGAAAACAACUCGACUGUCGGCGGCAAGGCCCAAACGAACGGGAUUCAGUUUUACCGUCCUAACGAAGGCCAACCAGCGCACUCACUUCGCCGAACACUCGAAUUUGACGUGCUCAGCCAGUGCGAUGCCCACUUUGACGGCGAAAUCGCUCUCGGCCAUGUCACGUUGCCCAUCGAUGCGGUCAUGUACGAAGGCAAGAGCGCCGUCUGGGACAUCAACCUUACCCGAUGGCUUCCCGUGAUAACCCCAACAGGGGAAGAAAGGGGCGAGAUCCUGAUUCGGCUUCAAAUGCGACGUACCACAACUGUGUUUUCACUUGAUAAAGAGCCUGCGUUUGCCCCGGGUAGUCUUUUCCGCCUCGCCGAUCCCAAGCGGCACGCCAAGUGGCAGUCGACAUUGGAAGCCAGCAACUACAACCCGUCGUCCCUGUCGAUCUCUGAAAUCCGAGAUUUAGUCGCGAGCCAUGAAAGCGCCAUCGCCCAGCUGCGAACGUGGCAACAUCACGUCGAAACAACGUCUACCGAGUGGUUUCGGUCGAGCGAGCUCAAGGCGAAACUCGAAGUCCAGCCGCUGACGACAAACCUUCACGUGUCGUACUUUCGACUGUACGCUGGCCAAGCACCAGCACGCGCGACUGUUCUGGAAGGCCGACCUCGGGACGUCGAAAUCGGUUUGUUGCCUGGGGACGAAUUGAGCGCGAGUACGCGCAACAUGUUGGGUCGCGGCGGUGGCGGGGGCGGAUCUCGAUUUUCGUUGGAGGACCUUGUGGACCACGACUCGCCGCUGCAAGUGAACGCCACAUACGCCACGGUGACGUGCGGCGCCCCCACGGCCCACGGUCUCGGCCUCAGCCAGUUUGGCCUAGUCGAACUCGAAGACAGACUGCUCUCGGUGGACAUGCCGAUUGAGUCGUACCAAUGCACGUAUGCCGUGCGCAAGGCCGUGUGCAUGAGCCAGGCACUGAGUGUUUUGGUGGCCGCGUUCUCAACCCAACUCGAGCUCGUGCUGCAGAAAAGUGUGCCGAAUCACGAAUGGCUCUUGGAGCAAUGGAUCCAAGUCGGGUUUCUCCUUGGAUGGGAAAGUCUUGUGUCGACGCAAGGGAAAGAGCUCCACAUGCUCAGCGACGCAUGGGUCGCAAUCAAGUCGAUGGAGCGCAUCCAAAUCCAACUCGUGCCACACUGCGAGCUCAUGACGUUCGCGCCAUCGCCCGACACAGACAACAAGUACAUUCUCCAAUUGCCAGUGCCGUCGUCCGUGUUUGGGUUGCUGCCUCAGGUACUCCAGGACGGCGGGCUCAUCGCGGUCACGUCCGUGCUGUUCACGCAAGGCAUCAACGAAAUGCAGACGUUGGCGAACGUCGUCGGGGCCGUGGGUAUUGCCCUCCAAGUGCGCAUCAACGACAAAUGCUGCGCGGUACGUUGGCUCUCGUCUCGUAGUGUACUGGGAUACCUGUUUCUUUCAUUCUAGGCCCUGGCCAAGUACCACGAAAAGCUCAUGGCCGUGCCUUCGCUGCAAGGGAUGACAGCGCAAAUGAAAGACAUUAAGUUGGACGCGUUGACGACGCUGAUUGCCAACUCGAACGAGUCGACCAUGACCAAGAAGAACCACCGCAUUCUACUGGAAGCGUCCGACACGAUUCGCCGGUUGAACGGCGGCCGCGUGACGUUCUGCAAAUCUGGGAAGGAUCGCACGGCCAUGAGUGUGACGCUGGACCAGGCGCGGGUCAUCGGGUCGACGUGGAAGCACGUGCCCAUGAUGAUCCAGGAAGGAACAUCCAAGCAAGACUGGGCAGUGCUUAAGCCCGUGGCGAACCUCAUGCGCGAGUUUGGCGUGCGCAUCGAAGUCGCCAAGAAGAACGUCGGCCAUCCCCGCUACUCUUUCAACGGACUCCAGCGCAAGAUGCUGCCCAAGAUAUACCGCCCGCCCCGCGGCGCCAUCAUCAAAGGCGACCACGAUGUCGAUGAUUCAUAAUUGAGCUCACCUGUACGGAUUAUUUCGCUCAUAUUAUAUGAUGUUCAGUA
Molecule: messenger RNA, 3317 nt
Organism: Aphanomyces invadans
Lineage: Eukaryota; Oomycota; Saprolegniomycetes; Saprolegniales; Verrucalvaceae
Exons: 3
Coding region: 49-2763 (904 amino acids)
Cellular component (GO): cytoplasm
Molecular function (GO): phosphatidylinositol-3,4-bisphosphate 4-phosphatase activity
Source: RefSeq, a predicted model, not a curated record